Cooperia oncophora is the source of this 378-nucleotide messenger RNA. NCBI's taxonomy places the organism in Eukaryota, Metazoa, Nematoda, Chromadorea, Rhabditida, Trichostrongylidae. The record is from the annotation of a GenBank genome assembly.
AUGGCUUCUACUUCGAUCCCGCCGUUGUUGAUUACGGACGACGCCCACGCAGUUCGAGAAGAAAUUUUCGGAGCUUGCUGUCUCAUACUACCGUUUGAUACUGAAGAGGAAGUGGUAAGGCGAGCAAAUGACACAAUGUACGGACUGGCUGCUGGAGUUUUCUCAGGGAAUUUGGCUCGCUGUCAUCGACUCGCCGCAAAAUUACAUGCCGGAACUGUAUUCAUCAACACAUACAAUGAUACAGAGGUGAACGUUCCAUUUGGCGGCUACAAGAACUCAGGGCACGGCCGAGAAAAUUGCCUUGAUACCUUGAAAGCCUAUACGCAAACGAAGGCAAUCUACGUGAAUAUUCAGGAUACUACAGAACACUGUUUUUAG